Messenger RNA from Coregonus clupeaformis (lake whitefish), 1629 nucleotides. RefSeq names its product vitamin D 25-hydroxylase-like. The record is from RefSeq and is a predicted model, not a curated record. Lineage: Eukaryota; Metazoa; Chordata; Actinopteri; Salmoniformes; Salmonidae. Gene Ontology annotation, biological process: xenobiotic metabolic process. Gene Ontology annotation, cellular component: cytoplasm; intracellular membrane-bounded organelle. Gene Ontology annotation, molecular function: heme binding; iron ion binding; oxidoreductase activity, acting on paired donors, with incorporation or reduction of molecular oxygen, reduced flavin or flavoprotein as one donor, and incorporation of one atom of oxygen.
GCAAGAUGAUAUAGCCUACAUAACUCUUUCACAGAGGAGAGGUUAGUCCAGACAGCAAAGUUAGAGAUAGAAAAAUGGUAUUAAUAAAGUUAUCAUCUCUAGUCUCAGCAGUGUCGUAUGGACAGGCUUUCUUAGGUCUGUGUAGUUUACUUAUUUCCCUUAUUGUUAUAUUGCUGAUCCGGCAGCUUGUCAAGCAGAGGAGACCCCGAGGAUUCCCUCCUGGACCGUCACCUAUCCCUGUCAUAGGGAACAUUAUGUCUCUAGCAACAGAACCGCACGUCUUUAUGAAGAAACAGAGUGAAAUCCAUGGGCAGAUUUUCAGUCUUGAUUUGGGAGGCUACUCAACAGUGGUGCUGAAUGGAUAUGAUGCCAUCAGAGAAUGCCUGUACCACCAGAGUGAGGUCUUUGCUGACCGGCCAUCUCUGCCUUUAUUUAUGAAAAUGACCAAAAUGGGAGGACUUCUGAAUGCUAAAUUUGGCAGAGGAUGGAUUGAGCAUCGUAAACUGGCCUGCAACUCCUUUCGUUACUUUGGCAGUGUUCAGAAGCCCCUCGAACAGAAGAUCUUGGAAGAGUGCAUGUUUUUUGUGGAUGCCAUCGAUGAGCACAAAGGGAAACCCUUUAACCCAAAGCACCUGGUGACCAAUGCUGUGUCAAACAUCACCAACCUCAUCAUCUUCGGCGAGCGUUUCACGUACGACGACUGUGACUUCCAGCACAUGAUCGAGAUCUUCAGUGAGAAUGUGGAGCUGGCCGUCAGCGGCUGGGCCUUCCUUUACAACGCCUUCCCAUGGAUCAAGUACCUCCCCUUCGGAAAGCACCAGAAGCUGUUCCGCAAUGCAGCCAAGGUCUACAACUUCCUGGAGCAGAUCAUCGGGCGCUUCUCAGAGGGCAGAGUGUGCCAGGCCCCGCGCCACUACAUCGAUGCCUACCUGGACGAGUUGGAGCAGAGUGCUGGCGACUUGGGCACCACGUUUUCCAGGGAGAACCUGAUCUACUCUGUGGGCGAGCUCAUCAUCGCAGGCACGGAGACCACCACCAACACCCUACGCUGGGCCAUGCUCUACAUGGCCCUCUACCCCAACAUCCAAGAGAAGGUGCAUAAGGAAAUUAACAGUGUGAUGGGCAGUGGGAAGUCCCCCUCGCUGGAGGACAAACAGAGGAUGCCCUAUGUGGAAGCGGUGCUACACGAGGUCCUGCGCUUCUGUAACAUCGUGCCCCUGGGCAUCUUCCGCGCCACCACUCAGGACACACUGGUGAGCGGCUACACCAUCCCCAAGGGUACCAUGGUCAUCACCAACCUGUACUCUGUGCACUUUGAUGAGAAGUACUGGUGCGACCCUGGAACCUUCUCACCACAGCGCUUCCUGGACAGCAAUGGAAACUUUGUCCGACGGGAAGCAUUCCUACCCUUCUCUCUGGGGAGGCGUCACUGUUUGGGCGAGCAGCUGGCCAGGAUGGAGAUGUUCCUGUUCUUCACCAGCAUGCUGCAGCGCUUCCACCUGCAGUUCCCCCCCGGCACAGUGCCAAGCCUCACCCCCAAACUUGGCAUGACCCUGCAGCCGCUGCCUUACUCCAUCUGCGCCGUCCGCAGGCAGCAGUGACAGAUUCUCAGAAUGCACUUCCCGAAGG